GACUCCGGCUUGGCGCCGGCCUGGUUUUCCGUCACUGGUUCUGUAGUCUUGGUUCUCCGACUCCCUCUUUUUCUCGCUUGUGGACUCCGAUAUAUUGCCCUUCUUCCCUUAGAAGAACUGCUGAACCGACUCUGAGAAAUUUGGAACUCCCGAAAACUGAAGACCGCCGGGUCGCAGAAGGGGAGAAGAUGGGGCAGGGGCAGAAACCCUCAUCUUUCCUGAAGUAAAGAUACGCAAAACUUCAGACAUUUUCAUCCGGGAAGUAGGAGGCCGCAUUAAAAGAAGUAUUUGUGGAAGAUUUUGCAGCAUCAAGUGCUGAGUGUGAUAUUAGCUCUAAGUUUAUUUGUGGGCACAUAGAUGCUGUAUUAGGCUAUCGGAAUUUAUGUGGAAGAUGUGUAGAAGAUGAUGUUUUCUGAAAUAACUCGUUAAAUGUUUUGAGUCCUAAAUAAACCUGCUCAGUUUUUCGUUGGGUACACACUGCAUUCUCUAUUCAUUAAGUAUGUGGUGCUCCUCAAAACCGGCUUUGUCAUGAAUAAAUAGCAUAAAGGAAGCACUUAAUGUAGGCAUUUCAUACACUGUGCAGCCAACGUUAUUUUCUAAUAAUAGGAAAAGCCGAUUGUCAGGCUUGUACAGUGCCUUCAAAUUAAGUAAACCUUAUCAGAAUUUCUUCUCUGUUACUUCCUGGAAUCUAAUUGCCAUGUUUAGGUCUUCGCCUGGGCUUUCUCCGUAUUAUCUGCUGCACUACCUACCCAAGGACAUUUAGAGAAGACAUGCUGCUUUUUUUUUUUUUUUUUUUUUUUUUCUGUGACGGAGUCUCCCUCUGUCGCCCAGGCUGGAGUGCAGUGGCGCCAUCUCGGCUCACUGCAAGCUCCGCCUCCCGGGUUCUCCUGCCUCAGCCUCCCGAGUAGCUGGGACUACAGGCGACUGCCACCAUGCCCGGCUAAUUUUUUUUUUGUACUUUUAGUAGGGUCACCGUGUUAGCCAGAAAAGUCUCGAUCUCCUGACCUUGUGAUCUGCCCGCCUCUGCCUCCCAAAGUGCUGGGAUUACAGGCGUGAGCCACCGCGCUUUUUUUUUUUUUUAAGUAGAAGGCAUGGAACUUAAUUUUUUUUUUUAAGUUGGCAUCUCACUUUGGUGUUUCAAGUUGUUGUUGUUGUUGUUUUCCUUUUUCCUUUUUUGAUACAGGAUCUUGCCCUGUCGCUCAGGCUGGAGUGCCAUGGGGAGAUCAGGGCUCACUGCAGCCUACAUUUCCUGGACUCAAGGGAUCCUCCCUCCUCAGUCUCCCCAGUAGCUAGAACCAGAGGUGUGGCUGCCAUCCCCGGCUAAUUUUUGUAGAGACGGGGUCUCACCAUGUUGCCCAGGCUAGUCUCAAAUUCCUGAGCUCAAGUGAUCCACCCACCUCGGCCUUCCAAAGUGCUGAGAUUACAGGCGUGAGCCACCACGCCCAGCCCAAUGUUUUCAUUUUAUAAUAGAAUUUAUUGGUCAAGUAUUGUAUUACAUUUUUAUUUUAAAAAUAUUCUUUAGCUAUUUUUUGGAAAGUACAUUUUAUUGUAGAACACAUGCUAUAACCAAUCCACUGUUGUCAGCAAUAUGUUGGAAAUACAGCAGUUAACUUAAAACGUAUUACAAGUAGCCUUAGCGAUAUAAUCAGGAUUACCAUUUGAACCCGUUUUGGAAAUUACAGUCAUCUGGUCCUGUGCCCUUUUUACUUGCAGUUGUCCAACCAAAAUCUAGUACUUUGCUAUUCAAAAGUGUCUGGGUACCAGGAGCAUCAGCAUCUCAGGUCCUGCCCCAGGCUAUGGAAUUAGAGCCUGCAUUUGACAAAACCACCCACCCCCCAGGUGAUCUUUGUAAAACAUCUGGAGAAAAUGACCCAUUGGUUUCAUAGGAACCCAUUAAAAGCCACAGCUCCUGUGUCUUUUAAUUACUAUGGUGUAGUCACUGGCCCUUCUGCUUCAAAAAUAUGCAAUGACUUGAGGUCAUCCAGGGCACGACUCCUUGAACUGUUCACUGAUUUGAGCUGUAAUCCAGAAAUGCUGAAGAAUGCAGCAGAUUUGUAUUUCUCACUUUUACAAGGUUUCAUAAAUUCUUUGGAUGAAUCUACCCAAGAAAGCAAGUUACGAUAUAUUCAAAAUUUCAAGUGGACUGAUACAUUGCAAGGACAGGUUCCAAGUGCCCAGCAGGAUGCUGUUUUUGAAUUAAUUUCCAUGGGAUUUAAUGUGGCUUUAUGGUAUACCAAAUAUGCUUCAAGACUGGCUGGAAAAGAAAAUAUAACAGAAGAUGAAGCAAAAGAAGUUCAUCGAAGCCUAAAGAUUGCAGCUGGGAUUUUUAAACAUUUAAAGGAAAGUCAUAUCCCAAAACUCAUCACACCUGCAGAAAAAGGAAGAGAUUUAGAGUCACGACUCAUAGAAGCAUAUGUUAUUCAAUGUCAGGCUGAAGCUCAAGAAGUAACAAUUGCUCGAGCAAUUGAACUAAAACAUGCUCCUGGACUAAUUGCUGCACUGGCGUAUGAAACAGCCAAUUUCUAUCAAAAAGCUGAUCAUACUUUAUCCAGUUUGGAGCCUGCAUAUUCUGCCAAAUGGAGAAAAUAUCUUCACUUGAAGAUGUGUUUCUACACAGCUUAUGCUUACUGUUACCAUGGUGAGACUUUAUUGGCUAGUGAUAAAUGCGGUGAAGCAAUCAGGUCUCUCCAAGAAGCAGAAAAAUUGUAUGCAAAGGCAGAAGCACUGUGUAAAGAAUAUGGAGAAACCAAAGGACCUGGACCAACAGUCAAACCUUCAGGACAUCUGUUCUUUAGGAAACUUGGAAACCUUGUGAAGAACACCCUAGAAAAAUGUCAGAGAGAAAAUGGAUUUAUUUACUUUCAAAAAAUUCCAACAGAAGCCCCACAGCUGGAACUCAAAGCAAAUUAUGGUCUCGUAGAGCCUAUACCUUUCGAAUUUCCUCCUACAAGCGCUCAGUGGACACCAGAAACAUUGGCUGCAUUUGAUCUCACCAAAAGACCCAAGGAUGACAGUACUAAACCCAAACCAGAAGAAGAAGUGAAACCUGUGAAAGAACCAGACAUCAAACCUCAAAAGGACACUGGGUGCUACAUCUCCUAAAAUACUCCUAAAAUACAAUUUGCACUUAGAAUUUCUCUAGCAGUAGAUAAGAUAAACCACAGAAUUUCAGUUCUUAUUUCUCAAAAUGAUUUCUCUGAAGCUUGUAGAAUAACUAUUACAUUCAGAGGGUUAUCUGCCUUCAGCUUACUUGUUCUUGAUUUUUUAAACAGUGGAGAUGUUUCUUGCUUUGUUUUCAGACUCUCCUUUUUAAUCAGGACAACAUUUGAAAGAUUUUAUUGUGCCUCUAAAGGGUAUAUUUGGGGGUUGGAUCUUUUUGUUAAACUCUGGAUAGUAAUAAGUUUCAGGUCAGUAUAGGCCCAACUCAUGUGGUUUCAGGUAUGUUUUUCUUUUUUCUUUUUCUUUUCUUUUUUUUUUUUGAGGCGGAGUCUCCCUCUGUUGCCCAGGCUGGAGUGCAGUGGCACAAUCUCAGCUCACUGCAACCCUACACCUCCUGGAUUAAAGUGAUUCUCCUGCCUCAGCCUCCCGAGUAGCUGGGAUUACAGGCACGCACCACUACACCCAGAUAAUUUUUGUAUUUUUGUAUUUUUAAUAGAGACGUGAUUUCUCCAUGUUGGCCAGGCUGGUCUCGAACUCCUGACCUCAGCUGAUCUGCCCGCCUUGGCCUCCCAAAGUGCUGGGAUUACAGGUGUGAGCCACUGCACCUGGCCUCAGGUAUGUUUUUCUAUCUACACACAAAAAAUUUAUUUUCCUUCCUCUUAAUACCAGAAGAAUGACAGGAAUCAGUUUUUAACAGAGAUAGUUUUUCCAUUUCUCCAUUGUGUUAAUCAGAGCACAGACUUACAUUCUCAGUCAUUUAUCUUUUCUGGUGGGGAAUAAAAAGUCACUUAUAGUUAAAGAUCAGAAAAUUAUCACACCAAAUCGUUUACAUAUGUUAGAAUCAAUAAUUUACUCAAAAAUCAGUUUUUAUAGGUAUGUUGGCACCUUAUCCAAGAGCUUAUCCCUGUUCCAGUACCCCUGUGCUUCAUUCAGUAUCAGUAACCCUGCAAUGAUUUUUACAAAUAUCUUUUUCUAGUGGGUUUUUUACUUAGAGGAAAGAACGUUGUAAUAGCUCUUAAUGUUUAUAUAUAAGAGAAGACAGAAUGGAAAAUGUUUUUUGAAGUCAAGUAUUGCAUGAUGUAAAGGAAAAACUUUAAACUUGAGUGAGUAGGUUGUCCUGAAUUACAUUGAUAACUCUCUACUUCUUUAUUAAAGAAGAUAUGGUAAGAUGUCUUUGUUACCUGAUUUCAGUGUACAUUGUUUUUAUGUGGUUUUCUGAUAAUGUCCUGUCAGAAUUGUAUUGGUUUAGGCCAAAGGCCACAGCAAAAACAUAGAGAACACAUAUAGAUACAAUAUGAUCUUAAAAAUAGAUUGUAGCAUUUUAAACAGUUUAGUAAUUUGGGGAAUAGUGGAUGCAUAAUACUUUAACAGAAGUCACACAUCUGUAGGUUUAUCUUUUGAUUAUUCUCCUGGGGCAUUAGAUAAUUUUUCUAUUAUAAGUGACAGAUUGACUCACUUAAUACAAAUAAGUAGCAUACACUAAAAGCUUACUAUGUGCCAGAUACUGUGCUGGACACUUACAUAGAUAAGCCAUUGAAUCCACACAGCAGCCCUGUGAGAAAUAAGUAAAAUCUGCAUAAAGUGUUGAAAUAGGAAUAUACAUUUCAUUAUGAAAAAUGAAUAGAUUAUGCCUAUCUGAAUCAAUAUUGUAUUCAAAUAAGUGAUUACUUAAAUCAUAUAUCAUAGUUUACCCUCAAAAAAAGCUACAUAAAUUCAGUGAGGUUUUUUUCUUAACAUACAGAAGUACUAAAUACUGCUUGCAGUAUAAUAUUAACAUUGGAAGCUGCAGUUUCCAGAAUAAGUGGAGUAAUAACUAAACAGACAUUUAAUUUUAUUUCAAUAUCUAUGGAAAAAACACUUUAUUAAAUCUCCCUGUAUUUUAUGUUGUCUUUAUUACAGAAUCACUUGUCUGUUUGUUGUGUGCCACUUACAAAACUUUAAACAGUACUUGAUGCCAGCUCUUUCCUCUCUGGCUGUGGGACCUGUUUCUCUUAGGUACCUGUGCUUAUUAAUCUACUUACUAAAUUUUCACAUUGACAUUUUUGGGGAUGAUACUACCAUAUAUGAAAUGGAAAAUAUAAUAUGCUCAGUGCUUCUGUAAAAUGCAGCAAUACUGGUAUUACUUUACAUCAGUAGGCAUCUUUGACAUGAGCAUAUAAAUAUUUUGUUGACUCAGCAAAGGUGACACUUUGUGACUGAAAUAUCCCAUUAUAUAUAAUGUUUUUUGAAAUGUUGGAAAUUUUGGGGAAUUAUCAAAUGUAUAGAAGUUACAUAAAGGUUAUAGAAAGGUGUAACUAUUUGUUAACUAUUACAUGGAUUUCAUACUAGGCAGUGACAACUAACAUGUUACUUCAGCUAAAAGUGUAUAAUGGGUUGUCUUUUUAUUUAUGAAAAUAAAAUUAAUUUUACUUACAA
Molecule: messenger RNA, 5574 nt
Organism: Symphalangus syndactylus (siamang)
Lineage: Eukaryota; Metazoa; Chordata; Mammalia; Primates; Hylobatidae
Gene: BROX
Product: BRO1 domain and CAAX motif containing
Source: RefSeq, a predicted model, not a curated record